AUUUGCCCUUUUGGGGGAGAGAGGAGUGUAAUGAUUAGGCUGUCAUUCUGUAUGAUGUCAUUUUGUCAUGAAUUUGUUUUAAAUUUCAUAUUUAAAUGAACCCAUCCUUCCCACUUUGCGACAUCAUUCGAGACCCUCAUUUUGCUUUGGAGCACCUUUAACAUCUCUCCCCAUGUCCCUGGAAUGUGAUGAGCUUGCCCUCAUGUUCCUAUCAGCUACAAAUCCAGAGUCCCAACAUGGAGCCCUAUCAUGGAGCAGAACACCUCUCCAGUACUGUGUAACCUUGGGUAGACCCCUUAGCCUCUCGGGUUUUGGAGGCCUCAGUUGUGAAAAUGUGAGGGAUCUAUGAAUUUACAUUUGGGGCAGGACAAGGUCAGGAAGAGUUAGUCUUUGCUUUUAUUCUUCCCACCUGGAAUAUCUUCCCUCCUCUCCAUGGGUCCAAAUCUCACUUGUCCUUCAGGCCCACCAUCCAGGUGCCUUCUCUCAUUUCCAAUCCACACAAAUCUCUGCCUCUCCAGCUGUUGAAUACUUAGGAUCAGUGACACACAACCCAGCAGUCUCUUAAGCUAAUCUUGCCUCUCCAGCCAGUCUCAGAAUAUGGGUUUCUUUUGCCCUUCUGUGGUCCCUGAGGCUGUGCCAGCCCACAAGUAUCCUCCACAGGGAGUGGCUACUUGACUAGGGCAUGAGUGGGGAGAGCCAGGUGUGAGGGCCCAGGCAGGAUGCCUCUCUACCUCCACCUUACUCUCCUCCACAAAACCCCAGGAACCUGAAGCCUGCCCCUCAAGUCACAGAUUCCUUAUGUGACCUCACUGGGUAGUGAUGACCUCACAAACCUCACAGUUUCCAUGGCAGGAUAACCACGCAAACGUGGUGCUCUUGGGGAAACUUCCCGACUAGUUCUCUACCAGAUACCGAUCUGUUAGGUUGCCUGAGAGAGAAUGUCUGACCGGAUCUUCUAUAUUAACUCGAACUUGUCCUCUGUCCCCUGGGAGGGCAACGGAGCAGCAGUGGCUCCCACUACUCCUCCUACACCUUGUCUAUACCAUGUCCUCUACCGAGGGUGUGGAGAAACCCAGAUGGGCUGGCAUGGAGAGACAUACUGCCUGGUUGGUGGCUGCAGGGCCUAUGGGGAUGCUCCUGUGGCCACCCCAGCAAAAGUGGAAGCAGAGAAGCCAAUCCCCAGGCAGACGCCCAAGAGACAGCGAGCUGUGGCAGAGCCGGACAAAGAUCUAGGUUGCCCCACCCCCAAAAUUCAGCGAUUGCAGCAUGGUGGCAGAAGGUGGACCCCACGGAAGCUCGCUGGCUGAGUCUGUCUGUAGAGAGGGCAAACAUUUAACGGCCUGAGACAUCUAAUGCUUCUUCCUGCCGUGAGCCCCACUGCCCACCAUCGGAGGUUAGAACCUGAGCCAUUCUGUCUGAGCCUUUCUCCACCAGGAGCCUCCUUCCAUACUAACUGGCCAUGGGCAAGGAGCCUCAGCAACUGAGGUUUGAAAUGAGAGGCUGCUCUGAGCAUCCCAGGACUGAAGCUGGCCUGGAAGAAAACCUGCUGUUCCUCUGCUCCAUCCUCUAGAGUCCCUUUUUGGGCAGAAGAAAGAAAAGUCUGCACUCUGCGAGCCAAGGAGGAUGCAGGAGCAGAGAGACAGUGCAGGGCGGCUUUAUCAGGGGCCCAGUCUACCAGAUGGACUCCUGCAUGACUCAUUGCCAGCAGCUACCAGCACAAACCAGGAGGAGCUGGGCUUUUUGAAUCUGAAAGAAGCAAUCUGUGGCUACCCAGGGAGCCUCCUGCCUGGGGUCUCAGGAGGCAGAAUAAAGAGACCCAGGAAGACCUGCUCCCUGGAGCAGGAACAGGAUGAAGAGGCAAGCAGCAUCUCCCCUGCGGCUCACAUGCUCCUUUAUUCCCAGCCCUUUCUGUUCAAUAAAAUGAUUUUCUGUAA
This is a messenger RNA of Equus caballus (horse), 1934 nucleotides long. It is a transcript of the gene DPEP2NB, whose product is annotated as DPEP2 neighbor. NCBI's taxonomy places the organism in Eukaryota, Metazoa, Chordata, Mammalia, Perissodactyla, Equidae. The record is from RefSeq and is a predicted model, not a curated record.